Molecule: messenger RNA, 2118 nt
Organism: Talaromyces proteolyticus
Lineage: Eukaryota; Fungi; Ascomycota; Eurotiomycetes; Eurotiales; Trichocomaceae
Product: putative fatty acid elongase
Exons: 1
Coding region: 407-2056 (549 amino acids)
Biological process (GO): fatty acid elongation, monounsaturated fatty acid; very long-chain fatty acid biosynthetic process; sphingolipid biosynthetic process
Cellular component (GO): endoplasmic reticulum membrane
Molecular function (GO): fatty acid elongase activity
Source: RefSeq, a predicted model, not a curated record
CAACACUGUAUAAAGAACAAACCACCAGGGCCAAAGCAGUCGCCCAUCAGCCGAGGCCGCCUUUUCCCAACAAAUGCAGGCCCGGCUCCACCCUGGCCGCUUCCGCCUAUCCCGCCACAGCAUUUGCGAGGUUGCGAGAGUCAUAGAAGUCCUGGCAUGGAGAUAACGCAUAGGCGCUUUUUCUUCUUUUUCUUUCUCGUCUAUUUCUUGUUUAAAAAUUGACACCACCUUCUCGCCCUCCUCCAGACUUUCUCAACUCGAUUUCACCAGCUCUACCUGUGCAGUUCUGAAGCUAGGUAGCUCCAUCGCUCGUAUCUAGCACCUUCGCCUACAGCUUGCGCGUCGCUUCUCCCUCAAAAGGGAGACAUUCACCAGCUUGGUGGGAGAUCACACAGAUUUCAGCAACAUGCUCGACGCAUUUCGAUCCAGCCCGGCCGUGGGCUUCAGACUUCCCCCGGCCGCUUUCUUCAAGCUGCCUAGCCAGCAGCCUAUGAGCCUUACGCCGCCCUUGAAUGAGCCCUCGCUCGCCCAGCCAUUCCAGAUUCCUCCCUCCCUCUACGCACAGCUCCUCGACUACAGAGUCCCCAUCACAAUAGCUGCUGUGUACGCUACCACCGUCGUCAUCCUCAACCGUGUCAACAAAGCUCGCGCAUACAGGCCCUGGGCCAUCAGCAAGACCAGCUGGUUCAAGGUGCUGGUCAUCCUGCACAAUGUCUUCCUCGCCGUCUACUCCGCAUGGACCUGUAUUGGCAUGUGGACGGCCCUGCGCAACUCAAUUCCUCGAUUCAACAACGAAUACGGCGCUGUCGGUGUCGUAGAUGGUUUCUGCAGACUCGCUGGUCCUCGUGGACUCGGAAAUGGCGCCAACUACAACGCCACAAGCGACCAAUGGAGUAUACCAAACCCCGAAUACCAAUUGGCCGCCAAUGGACUCCCAGACCCAACUGACGUUGGCCGUUUGUGGAACCAGGGCCUCGCCUACUACGGAUGGAUCUUCUACUUGUCGAAAUUCUACGAAGUCAUCGACACGGCAAUUAUCUUGGCAAAGGGCAAGAAGAGCUCGACAUUGCAAACAUACCACCACGCUGGCGCUAUGAUGUGCAUGUGGGCUGGUAUUCGGUACAUGGGACAGCCAAUUUGGAUUUUCGUCCUGGUCAACUCAUUCAUCCACGCAAUGAUGUACAGUUACUACACCGUCACAGCUCUGCAUAUUCGAGUCCCCAACGCCAUCAAGCGUUCGCUCACCACAAUGCAGAUCAUGCAGUUCAUCUUUGGCACUUUCUCGGCCAGCUCAUACAUGUUCAUCCAGUACUCAGUCCCUAUCCCAGUGACUCGCGUGCUAUCUUGGGACCAACUUUCUAAGGCUCUCCCUGCUGCUGCCUCUGCCGCCGAGUCCGGUAUUGCCGCUGCAACGGCCUCUGCUGGCGUCAUUCCCAUGUUGAAGAAGCUCGCCAUCCGCGCUGCCGGGGCCGAGGGCAUUGCCGAGAAUGUGCUCAACGGACAGGGCCAGCAUUUUGGCUCUGAUGCCCAGCAUGCCGCUCGCUACUCUCAGCUCCAGCAAGAAGCCAUCAAUUCUCUCCGCUAUGAAUCCAUUGACUGCGUCGACAAUAGCGGUCAGGCGUUCGCCAUCUGGCUGAAUGUGAUGUACCUGCUGCCACUGACUUACCUCUUCGCGCGCUUCUUUGUUAGGUCGUACCUGCGCCGUAUCGAGCCUGCUGAAAGACAGAAACCCUCAACCCAGAUCCACCAAGUCGAGCAAGCCGGCCUGGAUGCACUCAAGGGCGUCAGCAGGGAGAUCCGCAGGGCUGCGUUGGUACAGAACGGCGACGGAGACACAUCCGCGACAGAUGAGGAUAUUGUGCAGGAGCGAGUGCGACCCCUCACUGCCAUUACAGAGAAGAAGGUCUCAACCAAGGAAACCAAGCCCAACUACCAGAAUACCAAUAAUUUCGAGACAGUCCCCGCCAAACGCCGCGCAAAGCGUGGUGAGGCUGAGAAGAACGCUGCUCCGGUUCAAGCGUCUAAUACGUUUAGCGUGUUGAAAGAUAAUGCGUAAAAAAAACUAAAUAAAAUAAAUAAGAAAGAGACGCAAGUGUUUUGGUUGCUUUUCGUUUUCUC